This is a messenger RNA of Daldinia loculata, 1489 nucleotides long. RefSeq names its product cytochrome P450. Gene Ontology annotation, molecular function: iron ion binding; monooxygenase activity; oxidoreductase activity, acting on paired donors, with incorporation or reduction of molecular oxygen. The transcript has 3 exons. Lineage: Eukaryota; Fungi; Ascomycota; Sordariomycetes; Xylariales; Hypoxylaceae. The coding region runs from base 116 to 1285 and encodes 389 amino acids. The record is from RefSeq and is a predicted model, not a curated record.
AUUAACUAGCAAAUCUCAUUACUAAAUAAGACGUGGGUUAGAGUACUGGUCUCGGCAACGCAAAUUUACCCAUGCCUACCUGACAGAAGCGAGCAACGCUCACUACUAUGGUGUUAUGUAUCAUGAGGCUAAACGCUGGCUCGCUCGGUUGAUCGAGAACCCUGACGACUUCGAAUUCUCCUUGGAGGAUAUGUCAUCCAAGGUUAUGUGCCAGCUAGCUUGGGACGACACGGAUCUCAGCGAAGCCUGCACAAAGAGCGCAUGUGGCCUUUUAAACCAGAUGUCGCCAGCUGGACCAAUCACUAACGUCAUAACCCCCCUUUGGCAUCUACCCAAGAUGGUAAACCCCUGGAAGAUCGCCGAGCACAAGCGACACGACGAACAGCAGGCUUGGUGGAUGGAACGCCUGACGAACACGCGUAACGCACUAGAACGGGGACGGCAGAGGGCCUGCUUCACUAGCCAAUACAUCGAAAGAGGAGAGAAGCGCUCAAAUAUCUCUGGCGACUAUGAAGCUUCUUGCGUCAUAGGGAUGAUGGCUCUCGUCGGCAUCUUCACCGUAGUCGGCCCCUUGUCAUACUUCUUGGUGUCCAUGAUACAUCAUCCAAAGUGGCAGGCGGCCGUGCAGAAGGAAGUUGACGAGGCAUGCGAGGGGCGAGUACCAACUCUCGACGACGCGCCUAAGCUUCCAAUCCUCCGAGCUUGCAUCAAGGAAACGAUGCGAUGGAGGCCAAACGUGCCCACAGGCGUCGCGCAUGAGAUGGAGGCCGACGAUGAAUUUCGCGGUUACUUUCUCCCCAAAGGAACAAGGAUACUUCCAUUAGACUGGGCAUUCCUUCGUGAUCCAGAAAAGUAUCCUGACCCGGAUAACUUCAGGCCCGAGCGUUGGUUGGAACCGGGAUGGCCGACGUAUCAGGAGCCGCUUAGCAUGUAUCCUACCAUUAAAGGCAUGACGUCAUUUGGUUGGGGGCAGCGUCAGUGUCUAGGACAGUCGCUCACGCAAGACGAACUCAUAGUGGCUUGCGGCGCGCUUAGCUGGUGCUUCAACCUUAAAGCGAAGAAGGAUCCGGUCACGGGCCAGGAGAUAGCAGUUCCUCACGACAAGUCGAACUCUCUACUGAUUAUCAGGCCAGAUUCCUUUCAGAUGGCUUUCGAGCCGAGGAGCGAGGCCCGAAAGGAGGAGGCGCUUAGGCUAUGGGCCGAGUCUGACGCCAAGUAUCGGCAAGAAAAGGAAGAGUUCCUCAAAGCCGCGGAAGAGAAGAAUCAGAAUAUGGAAGUUGUAUAAGAUGUACAAGUGGUAUAGAUCGCAUGAGAGAAGAACGGCGGGUAUAUCAUUGAGAGUUGGAUUUAGACGGCUAAAUUUACGGUCGUUACAUAACAUAUGUUGGAUUAAAGAUCAUUGAUUGAUUGAAUUAACACUAAGAACAUUACUGUUUUUGUUGCCUGCAAGCGGCAAGAUGAUGAAAAGGGCAAGACUUGGUGAUUGAAG